Molecule: messenger RNA, 1560 nt
Organism: Syngnathus acus (greater pipefish)
Lineage: Eukaryota; Metazoa; Chordata; Actinopteri; Syngnathiformes; Syngnathidae
Gene: myg1
Product: myg1 exonuclease
Exons: 7
Coding region: 57-1256 (399 amino acids)
Cellular component (GO): nucleus; cytoplasm
Source: RefSeq, a predicted model, not a curated record
AAUGUAAGACAUUUGGUCCCCACAUUGAACGCGUCCCCCGCCGGCUUGUUGCAUUGAUGAGGCUCGCGCGUGUGCUAGUGACAAAUCUAAUUCAAACAAAAUAUUUUGCGGAUACAAUCAACACAACUAACAUUGUCACUUUGCAAAAAUCGCGUCUUAAGCAGUUCCGUGCUCAGCGAUUUGUCGUCAACGCCGCGGGGAGACGUCACAUGUCGAGUGAAGCCAAGAGGUUGUGCGUUGACAGAAUGGCCGCUAAAAAGAUCGGAACCCACAACGGAACCUUUCACUGUGACGAGGUUUUGGCCUGCUUCUUCCUCCGGCAGCUUCCCGAAUACAAGGAUGCGGAGAUCGUACGGACCAGGGACCCCACACUACUUGCCGGUUGUGACAUCGUUGUGGAUGUGGGAGGAGAAUUUGAUUCUCAGAGGCACCGCUACGAUCAUCAUCAAAGAACCUUUACAGAGACCUUCAACAGCCUGCUUCCCAACAAGCCCUGGGUGACCAAGCUCAGCUCUGCCGGCCUGGUCUAUCUCCACUUUGGCCGUCAGCUGUUGGCCCAUCUGACGCAGCUGAAAGAGGACGACAAGCAGCUGGAGAUCCUCUUCGACAAACUGUAUGAGAACUUUGUGGAGGAGGUGGACGCCAUAGACAACGGCAUUUCGCAGUGUGACGGCGAGACGCGCUACGCCAUCUCCUCCACGCUGAGCGCACGUGUCGGUCAUCUGAAUCCGCGCUGGAACAGUAAGAGUCAGGACACCGAGGAGGGGUUCAAAAAGGCUUUGGCUUUAGUUGGGGAUGAGUUUCUGGACCGAUUGGAUUUCUACAUCACCUCCUGGUUACCAGCCCGCCAGGUUGUGGAAAAAGCCGUUAACGAGCGCUACAAGGUAGAUCCCAGCGGACAGGUGAUGGAGUUCUCCCAAGGCGGCUGUCCCUGGAAGGAGCAUCUGUUCGCUCUGGAGAAAGAGCUCCAGGUAGAGACGCCCAUCAAGUACGUGCUGUACUCUGACCAGAAUGGACAUUGGAGGGUCCAAUGUGUCCCCGCGGGCCUCAACACCUUCCAGAGCAGACUACCUCUGCUCGAGGAGUGGCGCGGUAUCCGUGACGAUGAGCUGUCCAAGCUCAGCGGUAUCGAGGGAUGCAUCUUCGUCCACGCCUCCGGUUUUAUUGGCGGAAACAAAACGCGGGAAGGGGCCCUGGAGAUGACCCGCAGGACCCUGCAGGCCGCUGUCAAGUCGUCUGCCAACGGUGACUGCUGACCAGUCAGAAGUUUCUGUGGUCGGGAUGUUACUUUCAACAAUGUUCAUCUUGUGUUGCGAUGGUUUGAUACUGACCACAAUAUUAGGUACACCUGCACAAUCAAAUAGCGCAGGAGGCUUUAAAUGUGAUAAUAUGUAGUUUUGGUUAAUACCAUCCAAAGUUUUUUUAGUAUUAGGUCUUAGUUGUCUAGGCAAGUUGCAAGUGUUCCAUUUUUGGAAACAGCUCUUACUGAUUUCUAUUUGAUGGUGUAGUUGAACCUAAUGAACUCUUUUGCCAUCCAUUUCCAAUAAAAUUCACUCGUUA